Molecule: messenger RNA, 1584 nt
Organism: Fonsecaea pedrosoi CBS 271.37
Lineage: Eukaryota; Fungi; Ascomycota; Eurotiomycetes; Chaetothyriales; Herpotrichiellaceae
Exons: 7
Coding region: 1-1584 (527 amino acids)
Biological process (GO): transmembrane transport
Molecular function (GO): transmembrane transporter activity
Source: RefSeq, a predicted model, not a curated record
AUGGGUACAGACAAAGACACCAAUGUUGGCACUGCCAGUCCAGUCUCGGAGGAGGCACCCGAAGUGGGCUCCAUUCGAGAGCUCAAGUCACUGCAUGUGGACGGUCUCGACCCAGUCUUUGAGCACCAAGCUCGGCUCGUGAACCAUGCCGUUCAGUGCAUUGGCAUGGGAAAGUACCAAUGGGCACUGUUCUUCCUCUGCGGGUACGGUUGGCUGUGUGAUCAACUCUGGCAAACGACCGUCUCGGACGCCCUUGCCCAAGUGGCUGUUGAGUUCACGCCAAAGCAUUCGGCAUUUUUGUCCCUUGCUUUGAUCGCUGGAUUGGUUGUUGGUGCAACUUUCUGGGGACUUGGAAGUGAUUUGAUCGGUAGAACACUGGCAUUCAAUCUGACUCUGCUCAUUGCUGGGGUCUUUGGCACCGCUGCAGGAGCUGCCAACAGCUUUGUGUCCUGUGCUGUUCUCGUCGCCCUGUGCGGGUUUGGUGUUGGAGGAAACUUACCUGUCGAUUCUGCCGUCUUCCUUGAAUUCCUUCCAGGGACUCACCAGUAUCUGCUCGAGAUUUUGGCCGUUUGGUGGUCAAUCGGUCAAGCCAUCCCAGCAGGUGCAGCCUGGGGCUUUCUUCCCAACUUCUCUUGCAGCGCCGACACACCUGUUGGUCAAUGCCAUAAGAAGGACAACAUGGGCUGGAGGUAUCUGAUGUACACCAUGGGUGGCAUCACUUUGGCCGCUUUCUUUGCUCGCUUCGUCUUCUUCCGACUCCGUGAAAGUCCACGCUAUCUGAUCGGUCAAGGACGGUACCAGGAAGCCAUUGAUGUGCUCAACGAUGUCGCAAAGUACAAUGGCACCACACAGCCCCUGACUGUCGAGGAUCUGUUGCAAGUCGAGAGAGACUAUGCGACCGUCGGCCAUCCUGCAGCUGUAAAGAGGCCCAACACCUGGAAACGCACUUUUGCACAAUUCCGACCCGGUGGUCUCAAGCACAUUCGAGCUCUCUUCUCCACCAAGAAGGUUGCCUAUAGCACCAGCCUCAUCAUCCUCGUAUGGGGCAUGAUUGGUCUUGCAUCACCACUGUAUGCAAACUUCCUGCCAGAAUAUCUGGCGUUGCAUGGUGCGCAGAGCGGCUCGAAUAGCAUCGGCAUCACGUAUCGCAACAACUUCAUCAUCAUCGCAUGCUCCAUUCCGGGUACUUUGAUGGCGGGAUGGUUUAUCGGAUUGCCAUAUAUUGGCCGAAGAGGCACGCUUGGUAUUUCCCUGAUCUUGACCUCCGUCUUCCAGUUUGCCUUUACGGCAGCACGGACACAGGCACAAAUCCUCGCCUUCAACUGCAUCACCAGCUUUGUUUCGUAUAUCAUGUGGGGAGCUUUGUACUGCUAUACGCCCGAGGUCAUCCCCAGCGUGCACCGAGGCACGGGUUGCGGGUUGGCGGCAGCAUUCAAUCGUAUCUGUGGUCUGAUGGCGCCCAUCAUCGCAACUUAUGUCGGCUACACGAACACGCCCAUUUUCGUCUCGGCGAGUUUGUAUAUCGCCGCGGGAUUGAUCAGCUUUAUCUUUCCGUACGAGACAAGCGGGAAGGCAAGUCUGUAA